Molecule: messenger RNA, 642 nt
Organism: Prorocentrum cordatum
Lineage: Eukaryota; Dinophyceae; Prorocentrales; Prorocentraceae
Source: the annotation of a GenBank genome assembly
AGCCAUUUUGGCUCAAGCCGCGUUGUCUCGGUUAGAAAACCCUGCCUUUGCACCAGGAGCUUUCCAAGCUCAUCGUGUAGGACGAAUGGGGCCGAAGAAGGAGAGGACCGAGGUGGAGGCGGUGACUCUGGGCCCAACGGUCCGCGAGGGCGAGCAGGUCUUCGGCGUUGCGCACAUCUACGCCUCAUUCAAUGAUACGUUCGUCCACGUGACAGACCUGUCGGGCCGCGAGACGAUCAUUCGCGUCACGGGGGGCAUGAAGGUGAAGGCGGACCGCGACGAGUCCUCCCCGUACGCUGCCAUGCUCGCCGCGCAGGACGUGGCCGCCCGCUGCAAGGAGCUGGGCAUCACGGCGCUCCACAUCAAGCUGCGCGCGACGGGCGGGACUAGGACGCGCACGCCCGGGCCGGGUGCGCAGAGCGCCCUGCGGGCGCUGGCGCGGUCGGGCAUGAAGAUCGGCCGCAUCGAGGACGUGACCCCCAUCCCCACCGACUGCACCCGCAAGAAGGCCGGCCGCCGCGGGCGCCGCCUGUGAGCGCCGCGCGCCGCGGGCGCGCGCGGGAGGGCGGAGACACACGGGGCGCAGGCUCGCGCGGCGCCGACGACCUGGGAGACGAGUGGCCAGGGGCAGGAGAAACCCUC